GGAAUGUAUUAAUUGUCAAAGAAAAAUUUUCCGUCAUAUAGACGAAAAAUUGUUUCCGAAACGAAAAUUUAUUUCUGCAUCAUUCCAGCCAGGUAGCGCCUGUAAUAUUAUAAAUAAAUAAACACAAGCUGGUAUGGAAAUUGUUGGUUAAAAAAUAUUUAAAAUGUCAGCGGAUAUUAUAGUCGAACGGUAUCAAUAACCCAGGCAAAGCAUCCUAAUUUUCACGGUACCAACACUUUAUACCCGGAUUGGGGGAACGCUAAACUUUACGCUUGUGCAAAAGUUAUCCUGAGAUAAGGUUUAUUUUGGCCUUAACUCGGCGCAUCAACGGUGUAUGAAUUGAUACUUAAAAACGUAUCAAGUGUGCGUUUGGGUUUGGGAGAUUCGGUAGUGCCACACGGAUUUGGCAAAUGAUGUUGUCUUCAAUAAAUAAUUCCUUCGAACAGGAUACGCAUGAUGUAGAUGGGAUCUGCGAUGGACCGGAUUUGGACUUCAUUUAUGCUGAUAUAGAUACGUAUCAAAACGAAAUAGCAGAACUAUACAGUUAUACGGAAUUUAAUGAACUCCAACAAAAUGUGAAAGCCUUUGAAGAUCAAAUGGAAAUGUAUGAUUUGCCACCAAAUUGGCAGAAACAGGAUACCUCAUCUCAGCGCAGUAUCAUAAUGAAAUUAAUCGAUCAACUCGAAGUUUCGAAUCGUGCAUUUCGAAUGCAGGCCGCGCGCUGCAUUCUGUAUUUGGCACAAGGAUGUUGGGCAGAAGUUCAAUCUGACGAAGAGCAACAUAACAUCACUCGGGACAAUGUAAUAGUGCUAUAUGAAUUGGGCGUAUUUUCUUCUUUCAUAGAUUUGCUUAAUAUGGAGAUAGAGAGCGCUUGUUCUCCCGACAUCGUAGCAGUUAAGAUAACCAAUGUAACUUUGGUAGACUCAACCGAUUUGCGCGUAAUUCUUUCCGUAUUGUACAUAAUUACGGAAACAAUUCGAGAUGAAAGGGACAAAGAGAGUGAGGAUUAUAAAAAAAUUGCAGACGCUUUUAUACAAGAAAUAAAUAGCCCUCUCCCUGAUGGAGAAUUGCUUGCUGUUAAACUUUUAGGAAUGAUAACGCGUUUUUGUAGUGGUGCCGCACCUCACUUUCCCAUGAAGAAAGUUGUUCUUCUAUUAUGGAAAAUAACAUUGCUAGGACUAGGCGGUAUGGAAACACUAAAAAAUCUAAAAAAUGACUAUCGCAUCAAGGCUGGGCUUGAUCCAGUUACUGAAGAUACACUGGAAGUAACAAAAAAUAUGCGUGCUAGCUCACCGCCAGCCACUGCUACUGAUAUAUUGGAUAAUCAAAAUCCAAAACGGAAUGCAUUUCGACGUUCCUUGAUGAAGCAACGUUUUCUAGAUGAACAAGAGCAAAUGGACAUGGAGCUAACACCCGGUAAUGAAAGUGCUCCUACAGGUAACAAUGGUGGUAAUGGUAACCAAGAGGAAGAUAUCUCUCAGUUUUAUCGUCAAUUUGAGGAUCCUUCUGUAAACACAGCUAACCCUAAUAAUGAGUCAAGCUUCUCGCAACCACCACCUGUCCUACCUGUACAAGCUACAACUCGUUUGCCGUGGACUCCGAAAGUGCGUCAGAAGGACAUUGACCAAUUUCUAGAUAUAUCGCGCAACAAAUUUAUCGGCUACUCAUUGAUCGAUGAUCACGAGAGUCUCGCUGGACUCCCACAACCUAUACAUGAGGGCGUCCAGACUUUACGCCGACACAUGUACGUUAGUCUAGCCGAUGUCCAAAUAAAAAAAGAGGAGGAUAUUGCACGAAAUCCAAUCUCUACACAAGAAGACGAAAUCCCUUCCAAUCCCGCCGAAGUACUAUAUCAGGCCAUUUUGCCAAAUUUACCACAAUACAUGAUAGCAUUGCUGAAAGUUUUAUUGGCAGCAUCGCCCACGUCCAAAUCGAAAACGGAAAGCAUUAAUAUAAUGGCUGAUGUAUUACCCAAGAAAAUGCCAAUAACAGAUUCGCAAAAGCUCACAGUCGACAUGAGUCGGCAUAAGGAAAUCAUUGUUAAAGCGGUAUCUGCAAUUAUCCUGCUUUAUUUGAAGCAUUUCAAAAUUAAUCACAUAUAUCAGUUCGAAUUCAUGUCGCAGCAUCUGGUAUUCGCCAACUGUAUUCCGCUAGUGCUUAAGUUCUUCAAUCAAACUAUAACCGAAUAUGUGGGCAUGAAAAACACCAUACCGCUUUUGGAUUUCCCUUCUUGUGUAAUUGGGGAGCAGCCAGAUCUUUCAGGUGAAAGUUUCGUUUAUAGUGGUGAAGUCUCUGAUAAGCCAUACUAUUCGUGGCGUAAUGUCUUCUCCUGCAUCAAUCUUUUGCGUAUACUUAAUAAGUUAAUAAAAUGGAAGCACUCGCGAGUUAUGAUGUUAGUCGUUUUCAAGUCGGCGCCCAUACUCAAAAAAACACUGAAAGUGCGUCAUGCUAUGAUGCAGUUAUAUGUCUUGAAGCUACUUAAAAUGCAGACAAAAUAUUUGGGCCGUCAAUGGCGUAAAUCUAAUAUGAAGACAAUGAGUGCCAUUUAUGCAAAAGUCCGUCAUCGCCUUAACGAUGACUGGGCGUUUGGAAAUGACUUGGAAUCGCGUCCAUGGGAUUUUCAGGCGGAAGAAUGUACACUUCGUGCUUGCGUGGACCGCUUUAAUUUGCGACGCUAUCCAGAAGCUACACAAAAAUGUGGCGCAGGUGGAAACAAUGGAAAUUCCGCUAACUCAGACAAUUCAUCUGGCAAUAUUGGAGGUGGUGUAGGGAGUGGCAGUAAUAUAGGGGCAGGUACUGAUGCUAAUGGUUUUGGCGGAGGCGGUACUGGCGGUGGAGGUAAUGGGCAUGCUCAGUUAAAUGAUUAUGGUGUUGAAGGGGGAUUUCCAAGCGAUGAAAUCCUAUCGCACUCAGAUUUUGCAUUCUUUGGACACUCGGGUUGGUGGGAUCGUAAAGUGGAAUUGACCGACUAUUUCAAAGAAAACUACUCGAUAUGGCUGGAGGAAGAAGUUUACAACAAUCAAAUUGACUGGGAUGCGCUGUAGGCGGCAUAAAGCGAAUUUGAAGGCACUAUGUUUAAGCAGCCAGCAAAACAGAAACUAAAAUUAUUGACAAGUUCAUAAAGCUAAAUUAUGAAUUUCAAUCAUUAUACACAUAAAAACAUAAGUAUGUAUGUGCACGCAUAAAUCGAAUACUUAAAAAGAUAAAUUAUUUACACAUA
Molecule: messenger RNA, 3220 nt
Organism: Anastrepha ludens (Mexican fruit fly)
Lineage: Eukaryota; Metazoa; Arthropoda; Insecta; Diptera; Tephritidae
Gene: Strip
Product: striatin-interacting protein 1 homolog
Exons: 3
Coding region: 411-3044 (877 amino acids)
Biological process (GO): cytoskeleton organization
Cellular component (GO): cytosol
Source: RefSeq, a predicted model, not a curated record